AGCAAAGAAAAAAAAAAAAAAAAAAUCUUUAAAUUAAAAAAAAUUUCUCCAUGGAAAACCAUUGAUUUAAUCACCAGAAACAAACAUGAAUAAAGGAAAAAUCACCUUCGGCAAGAUCCAAUUGAAAUCUGUUACCAGUGCUGCGCCAGAGCCUACAUCUAGCACGGAGAGCACCUCAGGUUUCGGAUCCUUUGGCCGACGAGAUGAAGCCGAAUCUGGUCCCUCGAAAGUUGGAUCGGAUGCGGUCGAUAAAAUAGCAACCGACUUGGAAAACAGCCGGAUGCAGGAACUGAUGGGUAUCAGUGGUUUUGGUCGGAAGGCCAGGCAAUUUGAUAUCGAGGAGAUGGUACAAAAGGCACGAAAAAACGCUCCACCCGUUGAGGUGGAUGCGAAUGUUGUUGAAAAGAAGGAUUCUGAUAGCGAAGAUUCUUUGGAAGAUGAUACUAUUGGACCUCUCCCUUCAAUGAUGUCCGGUGGCAGUGAGGGAGGAACGGAUGGAAGGGCUAAGAAGGAUGGCGAUGAGGACAGCGACGACGAUAGCGAUGAUGAUUUUGACGAGGAUCUUCCUAUUAAUAAAAUUCCAAAUUCCCAUGAGGUGGAGAUGCGACAUGGGUCCAAGGCAGUCAUAGCAUUAACGGCUGACCCUUCCGGGACGAGAUUGGCUUCCGGUUCGGUGGAUUAUAAUUUGAAUUUCUGGGAUUUUUCCGGUAUGGACAAAUCAAUGAAAAGUUUCCGUAGCUUGCAACCGUGUGAGAACCACCCGAUCAGAGAUUUGCACUAUUCUGCUACCGGUGAUAUGAUUCUGGUAAUUUCUGGCAGCUCGCAGGCGAAGGUUCUCGAUCGUGAUGGUUUCGAAAAGCUUGAAUGCGUCAAGGGAGAUCAGUACAUUACAGAUAUGACGAAGACAAAGGGUCAUGUGGCAGGUUUGACUGGUGGCUGUUGGAAUUUCGUUAAGAAAGAUGAAUUUCUCACCAGUGCAAUGGAUUCCACUCUCAGAACUUGGUCGUUUCCGAAAUCGAAAGAGCAGAAAAAUGUCAUCAAGACGCGAGCUCAAGGAGGUUUAAAAACAAUUCCCACGACUUGCACCUACAAUCGGGAUGCUACCUUGAUUGCAGCCGGAUGUAGUGAUGGAUCGAUACAGACGUGGGACACCAGAAAAAUGUUUGUAAAUACUACACACUGUGUGCGUGACGCUCAUGCAAAGGGAAGUGACAUUUCAUCAGUUUUGUUUUCCUAUGCAGGACAGAUUUUAGCAACUCGAGCAACUGAUGAAACUUUGAAGCUAUGGGACCUCAGAGCGUUUAAGAAACCCCUCCAUGUGUUUGAUAAUCUGUUCUCCCGCUACGAUACAACAGAUUGCUGUUUCAGUCCUGACGAUACGAUGGUUCUUACCGGAGAAUCCCUCCCUAAGGGGAAAAAGCAAGCUAAUUUGUGCUUCUUCGAUACGAAAACAUUUGAAACUGUAACGGCCAUUCCAAUAACCGAUUCUCAUAUAAUUCGCUGCCACUGGCAUCCUAAGUUGAAUCAGGUGUUCAUCGGGUGUGGCAAUGGAAUAAUCCGUGGCCUGUACGAUGAAAAGCGCAGUAUGAGAGGAGCCAAACUGUGCGUCGUUCGAACCCAUCGCAAAAAGAAAGAAAUGGAAGUGGUUGGAGUUACCCAGGUCAUUACUCCCCACGCCCUGCCGAUGUUCCGGCAAGAGAAAUCACGUUCUCAUCGCAAAAAGCAGGAGAAAGAUCGAAUGGAUCCGGUCAAGUCACAGCGACCGGAUCUUCCAAUUACCAGCGGUCAGGGUGGACGUGUGGCAAGUUCCGGUGGGACGCUUUCCUCGUAUGUUAUACGAAAUUUGGGUCUUAGCAAACGUGUUGAAGACGAUCAGGACCCUCGUGAAGCUAUUCUGAAGUACGCCAAGGAAGCGGCUGAAAAUCCUUACUGGAUUUCGCCUGCUUACACCAAAACGCAACCCAAGCCGAUUUUCAACAGUGAAGAUGAACCCGAUAGUAAGAAACCGAAAACCGAAUAAGUUGUUACAUUGACAAAGUAGAAGACAUCGCGUUUUUCAUUUCAAUAUUUCGAAGAAUGCUAUAUACAAAAAUCGAAAUAUUAAUGUUCA
Messenger RNA from Uranotaenia lowii, 2110 nucleotides. Its product is annotated as gastrulation defective protein 1 homolog. Gene Ontology annotation, cellular component: nucleus; site of double-strand break. Lineage: Eukaryota; Metazoa; Arthropoda; Insecta; Diptera; Culicidae. The transcript is spliced from 2 exons. The record is from RefSeq and is a predicted model, not a curated record. Gene Ontology annotation, molecular function: protein binding. Gene Ontology annotation, biological process: regulation of DNA double-strand break processing. Bases 86 to 2020 code for a protein of 644 amino acids.